AUGGACACAUAUGGUCCUUCUCCUUAUCUAUGGGCAGCUCUUGUAGUAACUGCAUCCAUUCUUUUCCUCUCUGUCACCUUUUUUACGGUGAAACGUCCUCAAGCCUCUAAAGCCGCUUCAACUGUCCCCAUGUCCACUGUGCCACCACCUGCACCAGGCAAUGUUAGCGUUUCAAAAAUAUUCAUUCACCCUAUCAAGAGCUGCAGGGGGAUUAGUGUCCAAAGCGCGAGAUAUACUCCGGAGGGUAUGGAGAACGAUAGAAAGUGGUCCAUCAUCGACGCAGAGAAGGUGGCCAUCAUGACCGCCAGAGAGUUUCCAAAGAUGGUCCUGAUAACCCCUCAAAUUGAAGUGGAUACUUCUUCGCCUCACAGUGGACUCCUCAAAGUUUCCUUCCCAAAAGGCUCAGGGUGUGAAUCGUUUUCCAUUCCGUUACAGCCUACGGAUUCGAUUCUUCAAAGUUGGAAGAUUUUGCGUGACGUAACCAUAUGGCCAACGCAUGACAAGGUUGAUGGCUACAUCUGUGAAUCCUUGUCCAGUGAUACCCCUUCCCCGUCGUCGAUACUGUCAAAAUAUUUUGGAAAACCGGUCCAUCUGAUUUACAAAGGACCUCGCCCACGGCCGAUCGACCCCACUACAAGCUUCCCGGACCUGAAAGCGACGGCGAUUUACCAAGACAUGUAUCCUUUGCUGGUACUCUCGGAAGAAAGCACCACUUUGCUUGAACAAGAGCUCCGCGGUCAUGUCGGAACACAGGGCAUCCACGAACGAUGGAAAACAGACCCCGUUCCAAUCGAGAGAUUUAGGCCAAAUAUUAUUUUUAGAGGUGGUGGGGCGUUCUCUGAGGAUCAAUGGGAGGAGAUUUCGAUUGGAUCCAAAGGCGCUCCGACCAUUACGCUAGUUUCCAAAUGCACCAGAUGCUUGUUACCCAAUGUUAGCCCAGAGACAGGAGAGCGUGAUAAUGCUGUCCCGUACAAGGUCUUGAUGAAAUUUAGGACUGGAAUAGAUCCAGCGCAGAAAAUGAAACCGUGCGUUGGCUGCAAUGGCGUCCCAGCAUCGGAUGGGGUGGUGAAAAUUGGUGACUGGGUUUAUGUGAAAAAGAUGAUAUGA
This is a messenger RNA of Laccaria bicolor S238N-H82, 1107 nucleotides long. RefSeq lists its product as uncharacterized. The transcript is spliced from 7 exons. Gene Ontology annotation, molecular function: catalytic activity; molybdenum ion binding; pyridoxal phosphate binding. The coding region runs from base 1 to 1107 and encodes 368 amino acids. NCBI's taxonomy places the organism in Eukaryota, Fungi, Basidiomycota, Agaricomycetes, Agaricales, Hydnangiaceae. The record is from RefSeq and is a predicted model, not a curated record.